CUUCUGCUGCUAGGGUCCUGUAACUCUCUCUCCUCCUCCUCCUCCCAUCUCAUACCUUUGAUGGGGGGUGCAGCGGUGAAGUCACAGUGAUGUCAUUUUAGGAUGUGAGAGUCGUGGGCAAGGUGAGCUGGUUUUGCGGUGUGUGGUGUCCCUUCCACGACCAGCGUUGCCUGUACAGAGGCGCGGAGCGGCGAAAGAUGAUCAUCGCCACCGGCACCAAUUCAAGCUCCGACGCGCUCUGUCCCUCUCCUCCUGCUCAGAUCUCGGGCUAUGGGGCCCUGAUCUGCCUUGAACCCAAAAUAAGCCUUUACCACCACCAUGCCAAAGGACAACAAAUAAGAAGAGUUGCAUUUUUAGGGCAGGUAACUGUGACCACGUGCCCCAAAGGUAGACUGGAUGGCCAUUGCGCAAAGGUGCCUCUACAGCAUGUCCAGCGGGGCCAGGACGCACUGGACGCUGCCAGCAGUUCUUGUACUGUGGACUUCUCUCUGGGGGAUCGUUUCAUCUUAUCCGAUUCCGAGCAGGACUAAUGCGACUUUAAUGGAAAAGAAGUGGGAGACGCUCUUCUCCCGCUCCUACCUGGGUAUAACUGGGGGGAAAUCGGAGCUGAACUGGGAGAGUGACUAUUUACAGGGCAUCAAAAGAGUGCGGCGACUGUACUGCAACGUGGGCAUUGGGUUUCACCUGCAGGUGCUCCCGGAUGGCAGGAUAAGCGGUGCACACAAUGAGAACCAAUACAGUCUAAUAGAGAUCUCCACCGUGGACCGAGGAGUGAUCAGCAUGUUCGGGGUGAGCAGUGAGCUGUUUGUCGCAAUGAACAGCAGGGGAAGGUUAUACGGAACGAGAGUCUUCGUGGAUGAGUGCAAGUUCAAGGAGACUUUGCUGCCCAACAACUAUAACGCCUAUGAGUCUUUUGUUUACAAGGGCUUCUACAUCGCCCUCAGCAAGCAUGGCCGCGCAAAGAGAGGCAACAAGGCCACCACCGCCAUGACCGUCACACAUUUCCUCCCGCGACUAUGAGAGAAACUGGCAAUAACUCAGUAAUUUGCACAUGUGGAUGUUCUUCCAGGUAAUAUAGAAAUGCAUAGUCAUGUCACCGAUGGACUGCGAAAGAUAACACAAAUAUUUAUUCUGUUUAUAUAUAUAUGUAUAUUUGGAUAGCUAUCUUUGUAUAUGUACUGUGCUGCUUAUUGUUUUUAUGGACGGGGAGAGUUGAAGCCCUUGCCUGUCUCACUUUACCUUGGUGCUUGCUGUAACUGAACUACGUGUCACUUCCUUUUUUGAGAUGGAGGAUGAGCUAUAUCCUGUGCUUUUAAAGAGUGAAAUGAAUACUUUUUAUUACCUCAAAGAACCACUUUACUAGAUUAAGGGAUGCAUGGACUUCUGCUCAACUAUCUGCUAAGUUUAUGAUUUCUUUCAAACCUUUUGAGCGCUUGAUGGCUCCCUGCUCGAUGAUUGAUGUCCGGCAGUGGGAGAAACUUAAAUGCACUACCUUUGCUGCACGAUUUAAAGGUGCCUUGGUGUUCCCACUUGUGGCCCCCUUAAACUUGCAUGUAAGAGACACCCGCCGGAGUCAGAAAUAGGGCUGACACUCCGGAGAGGGGCUCAGAGAAGGGGGGGGGGGUUGACUAUCUCUGGUUUAUUUUCUUUUCUGUAAUUAGAUCAAUUAAGUAAUAUACAGUCUGUGGUUGAGACCAGAGAGCGGUCAGCCAUCGAGAGUGGCACAAGGCCAUAAGUUUGACUGUGUGGCAUCGCCAGCUAAUAAACAGGGUUGAAUGCUUAUCUAUCCGAGCAUGGAGGACAUUUUUGUUUGGACCUGGCUUGCACAAGAAUAGACUGAACGGAUAGAUGGCGAGCGCACAGUGGAAAUGUACCUGCACAUUGUCCUGGACAAAGCUCCUACAGUAAAGCGGGUUGCUGUUUUUUUGUUUUGUUUUUUAAAUCGCAAAGCUUUAGCUGCUGCUGAAAAUGAUGUCUACUGUCCAUGAAACCAAUGAAAAACGAUGUAAAUAGUUGCAAAUGUAAAAGAAGAAUUCAGGAGCUUUUUGACGCUGCUUUUGUCGCAGUUGCCUGAACGAGGCAAAAAGAGUUCAGGUUGCACAGUUAGCCAUCGAUGAUGGUGCCUGAAUGUUUGGGUAGGAAUCGUUCCCACGUUUGUUUCUUUUAAUUGAUCGUUGUGUGCGCGUGCCCUGGGCCAUUUCCCCUGCUUGACUGUGUGCUCUGCAGCAGCACUGCAGUGGCAGCGAGGUGUUGGGAGCUGGAGGCAGGUAGUCUUAAAUUCGAUUAUGGAUGAGUCAAUCAUGUCUCUCCUGAAGGACUAAAGGACUAAAGGACAGUGCCGUUGGUGGACUGGAUGCACGCUGUAAGAAAUGUCAUCAUUUCUGUUGAUUUUAAGUUAGUUUUGUAUAAAUUUGAGGGGUAAAACGUGGGCAUAGAAGCACCUUUUUAAAUAUAUAACAGGGUAUUCAUAUAAGUAUCGCUAUGCAUAGUGGCAGUCUGUUUACAAAGCUGAACCAUGCUUUAUACACGUGUUGCUGUCAAGUGGAUCGGUUGAUAUCUCGUUAUAUAUUCCAAGGAUGUUUUUCUAGCUUCACUCGGUGUCAGAGAAUCUUAAAGCGUGCAUCUACCCGCGUACUUUCUGCAGCUGUUGACUUGAAAAGCUGAAUGUUGCUGCCUCCACCCGUUCUUGUGUUUAGAGAGAAAGCAGGACUAUUUAAAUCCAGGAAAGACGAACGCGAGGGAGCCGGCCCGCUGUCUUUGUUGUUCGUCAAAACCCCCUGCUGGAAUGUGGAUCUGCCAGGAUGACAGGCAGCCUCCCGCAUACCUGAGUGGCCCCCCCUCUGAGCUCUGUCACCCCUCGCCACCCACCUCUGCUCGUCCCUUACCCCCCUCACCCAUUGCAGACAGGGACCUUGGGAUUCCAGCUGUAACCCAGGAGCUUCCUCCUCUCCUUUCAGCCUUUUUUAGUUCAAGGUCAGAGUCACAGACCAGCCUUGGCCCCAACCCCGGUGGCCAGGGGUGGUCGGCUAUAUGGGUCGUACUGUUUCCAUGAAAUAGGAAUUUGAAGUAUCUUUUUCAUGCAGGAAACACUUUAUUUUACUCGUAGACGGAAUAUAAUUAAUUGAACGGAUGGCUCUACUGCGGAUAGCUCUUAUACCUCCUCAUAGUUUACAAUCCUACUUCUCUUCUUUGAGUUUAUACAACCCCACCUCUUUAAAAUGCAGCUCCACAACAUGCUGACUCCUCCCCCUUUCUGAGUACUCAUGUUGGGGUAUUUCUGGGGAGGGGACAUCUGCAGAGUUAAUGCAGAGUGUGAGGAGCAGCAGGCAGAGAGCAGAGUCACGCAGGGCCUCACCUCUCCUGCUGCAGGACGGCACCACAGCCAUCCUCAGGACGUGCCCGCUGCUGCUGCUGCUGCUGCUGCUGCUGCUGCUGCUGGGCACUGCCCUGACCCCCCCCCCCCCCCCCCCCCCCCCCCCCCCAACACCUUUCAUCACCAGUAUCACCUGCUGCUCAACUGUCUAUGACGCACAGAUCGAUUCAUAACAGUAUUUUUCUAACAGAUAAAUCUCUUGCUCUUUUUUGUUCUGAAGACUUUUUUCUUUUUACCGAGAGGCAAAUGAAUCUUGGGCUUAAAAUAAGAAACAGACUUGUUGCUGCUGUAGAUGAGACUGCAUGAAAUACCACAGAUGUACAUUUCUUGUCGGGAUUAAGUCGUCAUCAUUUUUUUGGCUGAAGUAGACAAAAAGCAAAAAGCAAUCCUUGUUUCAGCUGAGGAAGCUGUGGAAGUGAAUUUUGCGCAUGCACAGCAAUGAGCACUUCUCUUUGCCCGCCUCACAAUCAAAGAUGUCUGCCGUCUGUAGCAGCACCUUACUUGAUUAUAAACUACACUAAAAGAGUUUUCUCACAUUUUUCUGUCAAGAAUUAUAGCUGGAUCCCUAAAAGAGUGAACGUCUGUGUCUAAAACAAAAAGCUCACCUUUCAGCUUUGACCAAAAAAUGUUAUCCAGAUUUCUCUGUCUUUUUUUUUUCUUUCAGCUUAUUAUAGAUCUAAUUUGAAUUAAUUCAAGGGGAGGAAUAUCUUUUUUAAAUAAUGUUUAAUGUACUAUUAGCAUGCCCGAGCCCCGAGCUUAAUUAGGGGUGUGUGCUUCAUGUGUUUCUUUUUAAACUCCUGCUCUGAAAGGGAGUGAGUCUCCACUCUAUUCCUCUCAUCUGUUCUCAUAUACCUCACCCUCUGCCUUAGUUUUGGUUUGCUGAUGACUGUAAAUUAAGACGAAACAAACUUCAUUUAUUUGUUUCUGAAAACAGACAAUGUUAAGUAAGGAUAUUAAAGUUUUUCCUUUUAUUUUUGUACGUAUGUGCUGUGCACAGCAGUCUACUGUAUUCCUGAGAUAACAAUAAAAGUUUUUUUUUUAACCGGUU
Molecule: messenger RNA, 4421 nt
Organism: Cottoperca gobio
Lineage: Eukaryota; Metazoa; Chordata; Actinopteri; Perciformes; Bovichtidae
Product: fibroblast growth factor 6-like
Exons: 3
Coding region: 397-1020 (207 amino acids)
Molecular function (GO): growth factor activity
Source: RefSeq, a predicted model, not a curated record